This is a messenger RNA of Paramecium pentaurelia, 2408 nucleotides long. Lineage: Eukaryota; Ciliophora; Oligohymenophorea; Peniculida; Parameciidae. The record is from the annotation of a GenBank genome assembly.
AUGAGCAAUACAUUGUAAUCAUAUGAAAAUGCCUGUCAUCAAUAUGAGAAGGAUCAAUUAUAGUUUAAAAGAAGAAAGGACAUGAACCUUAAAGAUGAGUAUUCCAUAAAAGAAAAGUAAAAAGGACUUCUUGAUUUUGAUGAGACAAGUUAAAAAGAAAAUUAAACGUAUAAAGCAUUCAGUUUUAGAUAGAUAAAUGUCAUUGAUGAAAAAAAACUAUACAAAGUAUAUUGUAAAGAUGCAGAAUUUGAAUCUAAUUAAUAGUUAUGAUCAUAAUGUAAGAGUUUUAGAUCUUUCAAAUUCUAAAAUGACUUCUUUGAAUGAAGGAAUCAAAUAAUAUGCUCGUUUAUCUAUUAUCAAUUUAGCCAAUAAUCUCUUCUAAGAAGUACCAAGUUGUUUAUUUGAACUAUAUCUGUCUCAUAUCAAUCUCAACAAUAAUCUAUUAAAGACUCUAUAAUUGGGAGAUAAAUGGAAAACAUCAUUAGAGAGAUUAGAUGUAGGCAAAAAUCAUAUUCGUAUAUUACCAGAUGAGUUAUUCCACUUAGAACAAAUAAAAAUUAUUGAUUUAAGAAGUAAUGAUUUCACAAAAAUACCAAAAACAAUAUUGAAUUUAGAAAAGUAAUUGAAAGGACUUGGUUUAGAUUGGAUCAAAUAUACUAAUUAAAAUUAUUUUUCAUCCAGUAAAAUACAUAUUUAAAUUAAAAUUAGAAAAAGACAUGAUGAUAACAGAUGAUCUUUAAAGAUUUUGGGAUCAAAUAAAUUAAAUUCUUAAAGAUAAUGAAUCAAUUCUAUGUCAUGAUUAUUUGAUAUUCAAUCAAAAAUAUCAUGAUGAUUAAAUUCAAGAUUCAAUUACUGUACAAAUCCCAAAAUAGUCUAAUAUUACUAGAGCUACUCAAAGAAAUACUGAAUUAACCCUUUAAGAAUUGACUAGUAGUUGUCAAUUUAUAUAGACAAAAACACUUGGUUAAGAUGCUGAUUUAUCUGAUAAUGGAUCAAAUUUAAUGCAUAUAGCAGUUGAAAAUGAAGAUAUAGGUAUAGUGAGAGCUCUUCUUAAUAUCAGAUUUGAAUUAUCUUCAUAAUUAGAUGAUACUUCACAUACUCCAUUAUCAUAAGCAAUCAAAGAAGAAAAAUAUCAUUGUGCCAAAAUUAUUAUAAAUGCAUCAGCUAAUCUAAAUAUAGGAGGGUAAUUCAUCUAAUUUAUUUUCAAAGUGGAGAAUAUAAUAGUGUUCUUAAUUAAGCUGUAAGUAAAACCCAAUAUUAUCUAAUCAGAGAUAUAUUAAAUGCUAAAGUCUAAAUUAAUAAGUAAGAUAAAAAAGGUAAUGGUCCAUUGCAUAAUUUGAUUCCAUCCUUUAAAAAAAAUCUACAAGAAGCCACAAGAAUUGGACAUUUAUUAAUAGAAAGAGGUGCCGAUCCUAAUUUAAGAAAUAUCAAUAAUAAUACACCUCUUCAUUUAGCUAUCAAGAAAUCAUCAUAUUCUGCAUUGAGAUUCGCUAUUUCCAUAAAUGAAUAAUACUCACGUGAUGUAUUUUCUUUCAAAUUACUGGGUCACAAAGGCAAUUCGGGUAUUAAUUAAAAAUUAAUUAGUUAUGCAUUUUGCUGCCAAAAGUGAAAAUAUUAAAAUAAUUUUGUAACUUUAUGCUAUUAAUCCUUAUUUAUUAUUCACUUAUAAUGAGGAUCAAAAACGGCCUUUUGAUAUCAUACAAAAGAACUUCACUUUGAGUAAACUCAUUUCUGUUUUAGAACUUGUCUUCAUAAAAAACCAUAUUAUCAAACAACAUUAAAAAACAAAUAGUUAAUCUACUGGAUAGCUUAUUAAAGAGGAACAAACAACAUAAAUAAAAUAAAAAGAAUAAGAUAUUUAAUUUUCAAAGAAAAAUAGUUUUGAUUUAGUUGAAUCAGAUGAGGAAGGUACAAAUAGAAUUGGACUUAAUAAUUUUUAAAUAUUACCUAAUUUAAAAAGACAAUAAUCUUAACCACCUAGAAGACCAACAAUUAAGAAAGAGAAUAAGGUGUCUUGUGAGAAUGUUGGACAAAUAUUAAUACAUAAAUCUAUUUAAUAGGAUAGAAAUGAUAUUAAAUAAAUAGAAUUGUAAAAUCAAUAAAAUAACAGCAAAUUUAAUAAAAAUAAAUUUAUUAAUAAAUGGAUUCAUAAAUUAUUAAAAGAUAUAGAAAAUAUUUAAAAUUUAAUGUAGACUUAAAAAGAUUAUUACUCUUAAAUUGCUUUAGAGAAUUUAUUAAAUGCUUUAAUUUAAUAAUUGAGUUAUUACAAAGAGGAUCCACUUACAAAUUUAAUGAUUAAAAAUGCUAUUCAAUUAUAGAAAAUAGAAUUUGAAUGUAGAAAAACAAAAAACCUUUCUUAUGAUACUUCUCCGUUAUUCUUAGAAUAUGAAUAAUUUAUGAAGCUAUGA